Messenger RNA from Halichondria panicea, 668 nucleotides. RefSeq lists its product as uncharacterized. Gene Ontology annotation, cellular component: membrane. The transcript is spliced from 4 exons. NCBI's taxonomy places the organism in Eukaryota, Metazoa, Porifera, Demospongiae, Suberitida, Halichondriidae. The record is from RefSeq and is a predicted model, not a curated record. The coding region runs from base 218 to 523 and encodes 101 amino acids.
CUUACUCAUCUCUACAUAAAGUAGCUCUCUCUAUGAUUUUCAGCUGUGACUAGAGCUAUGCAGUGCAGAAUUAUCGUAGCUAGCAGCGCCAUUUGUCACAAUUGAAAAAGGGUGGGGCUGCUGCAUACUUACAGAGCAUGCGCAAAACAGCAAUAAUUAUUGUAGCUGGUUAUGGUUGUAUGGUGUGUCUUUGUUCAAGUUUAAGUAUUCAGCCAUCAUGGUCAAUGAAGCAGAUAUCAAGAGUGAAUACAAAACACUGGAGGAGGAAGCAGAGAGUAUAGUCAUUGUGGAUUACAAGUUGAUUGGUUUUGAGUAUGGUGCUCCUGUGGCAGUGUCCUGUCUGAGCAACUAUAGGGACAGGUUGCUCAUGGCAGCGGCAUGCUGCUGCUGCUGUGGACUGGCAGCUGUUAAAUGCUCCAACGAUGUCAACUCCAAGCUAAGAGUUGGGGACAUGGAAGGAGCGAGGAAAGCUUCUGACAAGGCACUCUGUUUCACCAACACUGCUGUGAUGACUGGCCUAUAGGCAUUCAAACCGCCAUUAUGUGGCUAUUCUGUAAUUCGUUUCUAAGGCCAUGCUGUAGAAUGUUUUGAAUGGUUGAUUAAUUGAUUCACAUUAAUUUUACAUUCAUUUAUAACAUUUACAUUGUAACGAUCAACUAUAACUAUAA